GCACAGCGGUCUGGCAAAGUGAGGCGGCAUCUGGGAGCUGCGAGCCCAGGGACACCGAGGAGACGUGAGCCCCUCACUCCGGGCUCAGCCCGAUCCCAUUGGCUCCCGAGCCGCUGGAUUUAAAGGGAAGAAGAGCUCGGAGGGCUGAACUGCACAGGCAGACGCAGACUCUCAGCCAAGUUGUCAGCACGCUGCGAGCAGGAGAGGCUCGCACACACCAGAGACUGCGGGGUGCCCGCAGCUUGAUGCUCCUUUGGCUCCAGAAAGGGAAAAAGAAGAGGGGACAAAAAAAAAAACACAAACAACAAACCACAGCCAGAAAGGGGUGAAGGAGCCUGAUCCAGUCCAGCAGUCCCAGAGGGAAUAAUGGAUGUGACGAUCUCUCAGUUCAUCUUAGAAGAAUUUGAUGUGAAUUGCAGCCUCCUGGAUCGCUUACACGAGACUUUUUUAGAGAGUUCCUCUAUCCCUUUCCUGGGCUUUGAUGGUCCGUACUGCAAUGCCACCACGGACCAGAUCGGGACCUGCUGGCCCAGAACCUCUGCGGGGGAACUGGUGGAGAGACCCUGCCCAGAAUUCUUCAAUGGGAUCAAAUACAACACCACGAGUAAGUACAAACUCCCUUCUUCGCCCGCAGAUCUCGCGUUCAGAAGACUUUUUUUUGCUUCUGCAGGUAUUCCCUGUCCAAUCAUCAUUGCCUGGGCCAUUGGCAAGCUGUAUUACGAAAAUGAACAAUGCUGGUUUGGAAAAGAGCCAGGGAAAUAUAUUGACUACAUCUACCAAGGGCCAGUGAUUCUUGUUCUCCUGAUAAAUUUUGUAUUUCUAUUUAACAUAGUUAGGAUUUUAAUGACAAAGCUGAGAGCUUCAACCACUUCAGAAACAAUCCAAUACAGGAAGGCAGUCAAGGCCACCUUGGUUCUGCUGCCUCUGCUUGGCAUCACCUACAUGCUUUUCUUUGUCAACCCUGGCGAGGAUGACAUUUCCCAGAUUGUUUUCAUCUAUUUCAAUUCCUUCCUUCAGUCUUUUCAGGGUUUCUUUGUGUCAGUAUUUUACUGCUUCUUGAAUGGUGAGGUCCGUUCUGCUGCCAGGAAGAGGUGGCACCGCUGGCAGGACCACCACUCGCUGCGGGUGCGUGUGGCACGAGCCAUGUCCAUCCCCACGUCCCCCACGCGCAUCAGCUUCCACAGCAUCAAGCAGACGGCGGCCGUGUGACCACCCCGACACCGCCCACCAACCACCCCGUGGCCUUCAGAGUUCUCCUGUCUUCACUCCCAGCCCAAAGCCCCUUUCUGCAAACUCUCCUCCUUUGUCCUCACUGGGCUCUUUUCAGUGAGGGGCCCGUCCCGUUUCGGCGGGCUCUCAUCUCCCACGUCUGCGAUGCUGCUUUGAGGAAACCAGGAAAAAGCCUCUUGGAGUUGGUGGUGAUAAAACAGAUUCAAAGAAGGAACAGGUUCAACCCUGACUGCAUCCUGUGGAAAUUCACAAUGCACAGUCUAAAACAGCACACUGGCAGGAAUAAUCAAUUUUUUUCUCCUUCCUUUCAUUUUUUUUAAUUUUUUUUGUUUUGUUUUUAUUCCCCCUUUCGUAUUGCGGUGAACAAAGACUGUUUUUAACACACUGCCCAUCUCCCCCUGUACAUUGAUUCCAAAUGUUUUCAAAAGUUUGGUGUAUAAUAGCCCAUCCCUUUCUUGUUUUCUUUGUAAAAAGUUUCUUCUCUGCAAAACUGUCAUUUGAGAACUUGUGGCAGCAAGAAAAAGAGCAUCUGAAAGGUGGUGUGAAAAGCCUGAAUUUAUCUGCCUUCCCCAUUUCUCUCUUGGACUGACUGGGAAUUGUCAGGACAUCGCUGGAGUGUUCCACACAGGGCACUGUGCCUGGCCAAGCAUCAAGCCCUGCUCUUACACCGAUUUUCAAAGGACAGGAGUAGCUCUAAGUAGCUCUACAAAAUACUCUCAUUCCUCUUAGCCCCACGCUUCCAGCACAGUGUAAGUGGAAAGCCUUUGGAAAGUGGGGUUUUUUCAGCUCUGAGGAUUGGGGUGGGGAAGGACAACUUUUCUGGGUUUAAAAAACACAGAAGGGAAGCACUGUAAAGAUAAUGAUGGUGAGAAGAGGAUGUUUGUGUUCCGAGGAUAAUGCUGCGUGCUGCACAAAGGUAUCUAUUGAGCAUUUUGAACUAGAGCAGUUGUAUCUACCAGGCUUUUUAUGUGGUGUUCAAAAAUACUGUAUAUUUUCAAUAAUAAACACUACUCUGGGUUGGUUUCAAUAAAACCAGGCAUCAUUUUCUUUACUCUGGAAAGGAAGAGGACACCUGUCUUGAGAGUGGUUUUGUAGCCAAGAUCAGGGAAGGAAAUCCUGUUUGAUAAUGAGCCAAGAAGAAGAACAACCUCGUGAUAAAAUCCUAACAAGGGGGCAUUGAAAUGCAAGAAGAAUUGCCUCCCUUCUCAGCUCGUGGUCUUACACUGGAUCCCUGUCCCUCCACUCUCUGUCCUCUGGGCUUUGCCACAGCAGUAAGAAAAAUAUUGUGUACUAUGUUCUCCCUCACCUGCAUCUCAACAGAGCUGGAGUAAUUUACUAUUUCCACUUUUAUCAAGCUUAUUCUGAAUUUUCUUCAGAUGUUUUAUAGGACUUUUCAGCACGAGCUUGAGUUAAACCUCCAGAUUUAUGUUGCUCUUGUUUUCAGUGGCUGGAAACUCUUGGAAAAAAAUCUCUUGGAAAACACUGUUAUAAAUGCCCUGCUUAUUGGGGGGAGGAACAUCUGUCCUAACAGCUGUCCUUACAGCUCUGUCACAUUCAAUUUUGAGCUUGCUGGCAAUGAACAGCAAAUUUAAAUAAACAACAUUUUGUAACUUUUCCCUCUCCUAA
Messenger RNA from Cyanistes caeruleus (blue tit), 2856 nucleotides. NCBI's taxonomy places the organism in Eukaryota, Metazoa, Chordata, Aves, Passeriformes, Paridae. The record is from RefSeq and is a predicted model, not a curated record.